Messenger RNA from Zeugodacus cucurbitae (melon fly), 1104 nucleotides. It is a transcript of the gene Coq5, whose product is annotated as 2-methoxy-6-polyprenyl-1,4-benzoquinol methylase, mitochondrial. The transcript is spliced from 3 exons. The record is from RefSeq and is a predicted model, not a curated record. Gene Ontology annotation, molecular function: methyltransferase activity. Lineage: Eukaryota; Metazoa; Arthropoda; Insecta; Diptera; Tephritidae. The coding region runs from base 92 to 1051 and encodes 319 amino acids. Gene Ontology annotation, biological process: ubiquinone biosynthetic process.
UCAUUGCAAUCCAGCUGUGCUGUGUAAACAGCUGUUGAACGACGGCCAUUUAUGUUAUUUUUUUUACGUAAAAAGUACAAGUUAUACAAAGAUGAAUCUUGCACGUAGUUUAAAAUCGAGUUUUAUUACAAAAACCAUAAAAUAUGGAAAUAUCAAUGGAAACUGCACAGCAUUAUUAACACAGUUGCGUCGAAAAAGUGCACAAGCAACUGCUGGAUCGGGUGCAGUUGACGAUGGCAAAAACGAUGCUCAACAAGAGUCGACUGAGGAACGUACAACACAUUUCGGUUUUCAACAGGUGAAAGAAAGUGAGAAGGAUAAGAAAGUACACAAGGUAUUUGAGGAGGUAGCCAGUUCCUACGAUCUAAUGAAUGAUGUUAUGUCCAUUGGUAUACAUCGCCUUUGGAAGGACAUUUUUAUGGAUCGUUUGGGUCCUUUGCACGGUACGCGUCUCUUGGAUAUGGCAGGCGGUACAGGCGAUAUUGCAUUUCGUUAUAUACGACAACUGCAAGCGAAGAAAAAUACAUUGAAACGCCAUAGCUAUUUAACUAUCUCUGACAUAAAUCAACACAUGUUGGAUGUAGGCAGAGAGCGUGCCAGACUCCAAGGACUCACCGAAGAAAAUCUGCCAGAUAUAAGCAUCAAAUGGCAACAAGCCGAUGCGGAGAAUUUACCAUUCGAAAAUGAUGCCUUCAAUGCAUACACAAUCGCAUUUGGCAUACGCAACUGUACGCACAUUGAUAAGGUACUGGCUGAGGCCUACCGCGUCUUGGAGCCAGGCGGACGUUUUAUGUGCUUGGAAUUCAGCCAUCUGACAAAUAAUGUAAUGCAGUGGAUGUACGAUAAAUAUUCAUUUCAGGUAAUACCGCCGAUGGGCCAAGUUUUGGCCGGACAAUGGAAACCAUAUCAAUACUUGGUUGAGAGCAUUAGGCAAUUUCCUAAUCAAGAGGAUUUCCAGAAAAUGAUUGAGGAUGCUGGCUUCGAGAUGGUGUAUUACGAAAAUUUAACCUUCGGCAUUGUGAGCAUACACUCAGGUUUUAAAUUACGUUAAAUAAAUAUUUAAGUUUACAUAUUUCACGAAUAAAAGUUGUUUUGUAAAUUUUA